Belonocnema kinseyi is the source of this 1151-nucleotide messenger RNA. RefSeq lists its product as uncharacterized. The record is from RefSeq and is a predicted model, not a curated record. Bases 516 to 938 code for a protein of 140 amino acids. The transcript is spliced from 5 exons. NCBI's taxonomy places the organism in Eukaryota, Metazoa, Arthropoda, Insecta, Hymenoptera, Cynipidae.
UGACGUUCAAAUUAUGAAAACGGUGUUUCUCGUAUACGAUUAAUUUAUUCUUUAUAAAAGCAGGUGAUUUUUUGUUAAAGAAGUUCUUCGUAUGUCUGGUUGUGAAACUGAGUCGCAUGAGUUAUAUGCAAUUAUGCAGAAGUGCGUGCUUCUCCACUUGAAGUGUUGACGUGCGGUGUUUUAAUGAAAAUAGUCACAUUUUUUGGAUGUUACAAUCUUCAAUUGGUAUAAGCAAGCGAGAGGCAGACGUGAUUUAAUGUCUGGACCGAGUAUUCAAGAGAAGGCUCUUUCUUUAACGAGAUGCUCAACGGCCUGCAAAGGUUUUAAGGCACGUAAAUUGAAUUCCGUGCACAAAUGGGGGAAAAAUGUGUCAUGCACAGUUUUCACUGAACGUCGGUUGCGUUCGAUGAAGAAAGAAAAGUCGUUCAAAGAAAGAAUGGAUUUUAUCAAAGAAAGAAUGAUCUAGAAAUUGGCGUUCAAUUCGAUAUUGGCUCUGUAAAAACCGGGACAUUUUCAUGAUUUUCAAGAAAAAACAGGACAUCAGGACAAAUGGGGCAAAACCAGGAAAUAACCCGGAAACCAGCACGUCUGGUAACCCUAGGUACUCUACUCUUCAAAUGAGGUUCGACAUUGAGAUUACACUCUUCACACUAGCAGUGUUCCUUAUUCCUAUUGAAUUCAGUUUACAGUCCUUGGAUAUAGAACCUCGAGAUCCAGAGCGUCAAAUGAAUGUUCAGUAUUAUGAAGAUGAUCAUAACAAUCUUAUACCAAUAAUGGCCGCACGUCUUAGGCUAUUGAAAGAUUGGCGUGAGCUUUUCUACAUUGGAUUACAAAUUGCUGCAGCAGACUUUAUCGGGUGCUACGUUUUCUACAUUAUCGCCGUGCUAUGGUGCUGUCUACGGAGAAAAAUUCAAAUCGUACUAAUGAUUGCGUUGUGAUACACCUCGGACUCUGACUUGUAUUGCAACUUCUUAUGAAGAAAAAGUCCCACUUAGAGUCCUUGUAUUCUAAAUCAUUGUUUUCUGUUCUGAAGUCGGAUCAAAACAUUAGAAGCAAUUGCCAAUUAGAUUAAAAUGUGCUUGAUAAUGUGACUCUUUAUAUAGUAGGUAUAUGUAUAGCUGCUGCGACUGAAAAAUGUUUAAAGCAUUUGU